Messenger RNA from Metarhizium brunneum ARSEF 3297, 531 nucleotides. RefSeq lists its product as uncharacterized. Lineage: Eukaryota; Fungi; Ascomycota; Sordariomycetes; Hypocreales; Clavicipitaceae. The record is from RefSeq and is a predicted model, not a curated record.
AUGGUUCGCAUCCACAACUUGGCUCUUAUUGCUCUGAGCGCGUCUGCCCUGGCGGCAACUACUCACAAUGAGCGCCGCACAGCCGACGACGUCAGCGAGUUCGACCUUGCCAGCCGAUCCGCGCCCUUGAUGCACUUUGCCAAGCGCCAGGACCAGAGGGUACAGGACGCCUUUAAAGAAAUGAAGGCGGCGGCCAAGGCGGCCAAGGCUGCCAUCCCCGAGGCCGAAAAGACCAAGGUGGACGAAGCCAAGAAGAACCUGAAGGCCGCCAAGGAGGCGGCCCAGGCUAAGAUUCCCGAGGAGGAAAAGAGCAAGGUAGAGGAGGCCAAGAAGGGCGUGCAGGCUGCCAAGGAUGCUGCCGAUGCCGCUAUUCCCGCGGAUCUCAAGAAGGAGCUGGACGAUAAGAAGAAGGCCUUCAAAGACGCCAAGGGCCAGGAGGCUUCUCAGGGAGCCCCUGCACCGCCUGCUCCUACCGAGGCUUCUCAGGGAGCCCCUGCGCCGGCUGCUUCUACCGAGGCCCCAAAGUUGUAA